AUGAAUUCUCCCGGCUCAUUCAAGGACACCUACGGGCCUGACUAUCACCGACAAAUACACGACGAGGCCUUCUGGAAGAGGCUGACGGAGCCGAGCGUCGUAGUGUCUCUCUUUGCCCUUGUCGCGACAGCCGUCUAUUCGAUCUUUGGCGCUUCGGCUCUUCCAAAACCCCUCUUGUCCCGUGCCGGUCGGACCCUCUGGGACGUCCUUGUCUGGCUUAUCCCGUUCGGCGCCCUGACCGUUCUCGAAGGCUGGCUUCAUCCGCCACUGUUCCCUCGACCGAUGCUCCAGAACCGAGCGAAAACACACGCCGUGAAGAGCGAACUCCUCAAGAACAUACUCGGCAUGAAUAUGCAGGGAGGCAUCAUGGGAACGGUGUCCCAGGCUGGCAUUCGGGGGCUGUCGUCCGUCUCCGGCGCCGUCAUGGGCCUCAAGGGGUCUAGCGAUUAUCCGCCGGGCCUGGGGAAUCUGGAUAACUCUUGCUACCAAAACAGCAUUCUCCAGGGGCUCGCGUCGCUGAAGCCAUUCCCUAAGUACCUGGCCGACCCUGUUCAGGACCCUGAGAUCGACCGCCGCAAGGUCGAGGCCGUUGAUACGCUGCGCAGCUUGAUCGCGGACCUCAAUAGCACUCGGAACUACGGCAAAACGUUGUGGACCCCCGGCUCGCUGAAGAAUAUGAGCACGUGGCAACAGCAGGACGCGCAGGAAUACUUUUCGAAGUUGCUGGACGAGGUAGACCGAGAGAUUGCCAAGGCAGCGAAGGCGACGCAGAAGCUGGCGGGAUUUGAGUCGGAAUGCGUCAAUGACGACACUGCAGCGAGCCAGCACAGCGACGACAGUGGGUACCAGAGUCUGUCGACGGUUUCCAAGAUUGGUUCAGCAAAAGUGUUGCGGAACCCUCUCGAGGGACUUAUUGCGCAGCGGGUCGCCUGCGUGGAUUGUGGGCACUCAGAUGGUCUGUCGAUGAUUCCAUUCAAUUGCCUGACCCUAAGUUUGAACCCAGGCGGCAACGAUCACGACCUGUACGAGCUAUUGGAUAUUUACGCGCACAUCGAGCCAAUCGAAGGGGUAGAGUGUGGCAAAUGCACGCUGCUGAAGGCGAAGAGACUAUUGACGACGCUCGUUGAGAGGGCGGAGGCGUCAUACAUGGACAAGGAGAAGCUUAAAGAGCCGAAAUUGCGCCUUGCGGCUGUCAAUGAAGCACUGGACGAGGACGACUUUGAGGACAAGACGCUUACCGAGAAGUGCAAGUUCCCGUCUCAGUUCAAGGUCUCGUCGACCAAGACGAAGCAGGCUGUCAUUGCUCGCCCUCCACAGAGCCUCGCCGUUCAUAUGAACCGGUCUGUAUUUGACGAAAACACCGGCAUGAUGUACAAGAACUCGUCAGGUAUCCGCUUUCCCCUGACUCUGGACCUUGGCCCGUGGUGUCUCGGCAGUGCCAUCAGCAGUCGUGAAUCCGAAGAGGAGCAGUGGUUGCUGGAUCCCAGAUCGUCCAUGAUUGCCGGUGACAAGCGCAAAUCAUACAUCACCGGCCCUAUUUACGAACUACGGGCUGUUGUGGCCCAUUAUGGUAGGCACGAGAAUGGGCAUUACGUCUGCUACCGUAAAUUCCCUCGCAAUUCGCCACCAGAGGAAGCUCAUGAGGCAUCGGUUAAGUCCGAAGCCUCAGACGACAACUCAGAGACGGACUGGUGGCGUCUUAGCGACGAGACUGUGAGAAAGGUUGAUGAGGAGGAGGUCUUGGAUCAGGGUAACGUCUUUAUGCUGUUUUACGAUUGCGUCGACCCCGCCAUCAUAUCGUUGUCCGAAGUUGCAGCUGCAGACGCAGGCGUAGAAGCAAUUACGGGGAGCGCGGAUGCCGCUGCAGGCGCGGAAGAUGACGAGACGCCGAAAGUGGGGGAGUCUAUGUUCACUUGCACAGUGAAAGAGGUCUCCGAAGACGACGACGAGGAGUCCGCUCAUUGUGUGUCUGUGGUUAACGAGGGAAAAGCUAUCCCGCCACCAGGAGACAAGGACACGAGGACGAGCGAAAGAGGCCCCCAGAUGAUUACGGUCUGA
Molecule: messenger RNA, 2058 nt
Organism: Colletotrichum graminicola M1.001
Lineage: Eukaryota; Fungi; Ascomycota; Sordariomycetes; Glomerellales; Glomerellaceae
Product: ubiquitin carboxyl-terminal hydrolase
Exons: 1
Coding region: 1-2058 (685 amino acids)
Biological process (GO): protein deubiquitination
Cellular component (GO): cytosol; nucleus
Molecular function (GO): cysteine-type endopeptidase activity; cysteine-type deubiquitinase activity
Source: RefSeq, a predicted model, not a curated record